GUAGUUAUAUAGGAUACUACUAGCUUAAAAGCCUUAUUUAUAUAGGUAGGUUAGCUUAUUAAAGUUGCUAAGGCUACGCGAACAAACUUUUGACCUAGUACUGUACUUGUCGCGUGUGCUUCUGUAUAUAGGUCAAUAUACUCUCCUGUGUAACGUUUUAUUUGUCUACUUUUCGUGUUACUGCCAGCUAGAAUGAGUUCCAGCAUGUUAUUGUCAGGACUGUCAUCGCUGUUAUCUUUAUGUUGAUGUCGUAGUUGUGAUGACGGGCAGAGCUAAGCGCAGUGCGCUCAUUGCCCGGUCGCAUGUGGCGUAUUUACUGACGACAUUCCUCCCCGCGCGCAUUGUCACCUCCGAGUCGGCAGCAAUUGAGUGCUGUCGCCAGCAGCUCCACCUCAACCGCACUGCCCGAUUCGACGUGCGCCGCAACGAUCAUGGCGGGCCCCGCCUUUGCAGAGCUGCCGACGGAGAUCCUCGAGUCAAUCUUCUUGCUGCUCGACGCACCCUCGCUCUUCGUGCUCGCGCAAUCGCACCGGCUGUUCAAGCAGCUCACCACCGACUCGCCCAUUAUCUGGCGCCACCUAUGCCACACGAGCUUCACCACAUGGGCGCCACAUCAUCAUAUCGCUGCCAAAUUCGCCGGCCCGCUGUCCGACGUCGACUGGCGGGCGCUGUACUUUCGCAGGAAGCGCAUCGAGCGCGAAACGCGACGGCUCCUCAACCAUAUUGUGGCAACGCAGCAUGAGCGCAUGCGGUGCAUCAACGAGAUUGCAAACUUUGGCAAUGAUGCAAAAGAGUCGCUGCUGCGCGAGUGCGCCUGUCCCGAUGACGUAGAAGAUGUGCUUGCAAGGCGAUACUACGCGAAUGCUGCGCUAGAGCGCAUCCACCGUGAGAUGGCAAUCAACGUGUGGAAAGACCUGCAGGACGCGAAGGACGUGCCCAUCGACAGAGCCUUAGGCGCGUACGACCUAUUUGCGCGUGGUGGUGAUGACGUCGACUUCGAUCUGAUGGCAGACGACCUCAAUCGUCUGGCGCGUGGUCUGCUCAGCGACCAACCUGGCUUCCAACAGCUCAGUACGCGCUCGAAGGCGUCGGCGCUUGCUUUGUAUCUGCGCAAUCAGGGUUUCCAAGGCGUGCCCGACACUUCGUAUCGUGCAUUGCGAAACUCGUUCAUCGGCCUUGCCCUGCAAUCGCCCACACACCAGUCGUUGCCUCUGAUAUCUGCCGCCCUGUUUUGUGCUUUGGCCCAAAGAGUUGGUCUUGAUGCUCGUCCAUGCGGUUUCUUGUUCCACGUCUAUUGUCUCGUCUACGCCCCGAGACAGUAUACUCUGGAUGGCGACUACAAUCCCAGCAGUACCGGGCCUCUUGAUUUCAUGUACCUCGAUCCCUUUCGCUCAUCUGAUGAAGUCCGGCAGGGCGAUCUGCUGCGUGUCCUACGCGAUAUGGGCGUCCCCUCUGCCGAUCAUCAGACCUUUUUGUCUGACACAACGACUCGCGAAAUGGUUCUCCGCACCGCGCGCAAUAUCAUGAACUCGGUCCAGACCAUCCGACAAACUCAAGUUGGCGUUCAUGGCAUCAGCGCUGCAUGGCUCGACGCAUAUCCUGACAUGGACAGUGCUUUCUAUUCGACAUUAUGGGCCAUGUUGAUCCUGGGACCAGGAGACGACGGAGCACAAGGCUCCGCCCAGCAGGUCUCGUCGCGCAGACGCCAGUAUUUGCCUUACCUGCUCGAACACUUCCAGACCCAUGUCGCAUGGGACGUUGCACUGCUUGAGCAAUAUGUCAUACCCAUGUUCUAUACACAACCCGAAGGACAGCGGCUUUUGCAGUUUGUGCAGAGCAUGCACCAGAUCGAUAUGCUUCGCCGACCGUUGAUUAGAAGGACUGCGCGUGUACGCAAUGUAGAAUUUAGGGUUGGUCAACUGUUCAGGCACAAGCGCUAUCAAUAUGAGGGAAUCAUCACCGGCUGGGACACAAGCUGUGACGCGGGCGAGGAGUGGAUUCAAAACAUGGGGGUGGAUCGACUCCCAGGUGGGAGGAACCAAGCCUUCUACCAUGUUCUUGUUCACGAUAAAUCCGUUCGUUACGUUGCUGCCGAAAACAUCGAGCCUGUCGGCCGUGAAACGCUGCCCUCGGCCGCCAUCAUGAAACUAGCUGGACGGCAUUUCAAGCGUUGGGAUGGCGCCAGCCAUACCUUCAUAAGCAAUUUGAGGGACGAGUACCCUGAUGACUAGGGUACUGUCGAAUACGUUGAUGGUAGCCAAUUCUGAUUGGAUCAAGUGUUGCAUAAUGCAAAACGCUAU
This is a messenger RNA of Boeremia exigua, 2300 nucleotides long. RefSeq names its product Hemimethylated DNA-binding protein YccV like-domain-containing protein. Gene Ontology annotation, molecular function: protein binding; DNA binding. NCBI's taxonomy places the organism in Eukaryota, Fungi, Ascomycota, Dothideomycetes, Pleosporales, Didymellaceae. The coding region runs from base 432 to 2231 and encodes 599 amino acids. The record is from RefSeq and is a predicted model, not a curated record. The transcript has 2 exons.